GCGGCGCGAUUAGCAACCUCUCGAAAUGGAAUAGUCUGGCUGGUGGACCACCAUUCUCCUUUGGAUUACCUUUCCCUAUAAAACUCUCUAGUUCCCCCCGUAUUAGUGCUAUCGCUGUGGCAAAAAGCUGUCCUUUCAAGUGUGACUUUUUGUGCUUCUACUUGUUGAUAUCUACUAAAGUGAAGACUUCACCUGUUUGCCAGUACGCUUGGAUUAUUGCUGCAGAGAUUUUCGGUUGAUGGACGUUUUGUGACAGUGAUUUCAUCUCAAAUGUGAAAGGAUAAAAGCGUGUCCUAGUGCUGAAAGCGUUUUUACGCGAAAAGUGUGAAGUGUGCAAUGAAAAUAUAACAGUUGCAUUUGGACACAUGAAGAGAUUUAUUUGAAAAUACAUUAUGUCACAGUUAUGCGUAACGCCAAUUACCAAAGAAAUAUAAUCUUCUGGCUAAUAUCGCUCUCAACAAAAGUAGAGAAAUAGAAUUCUAUGUAGCUCACUUCUCAAACGAACAAUAACGCUGCUGAUAAAAGUGUUACGAAGUAUCAAGCACUGCAGUUCUAGCUGGAUUUGUUCCUUUUGAAAUAUAUUAAUACAAUAGCAACUACAGUAAACCGCCCAUCGUUAGCAGAAUUUACAGCGUCCUGAAUCGAUCAUACUCGACUAAUGUUACCAAUUAUGAUGUACAGCCGGAAAUCACUCAGUCAAAUGCUACGAAACGGCUACCGAGGGAACACACUCUCGAUUACCACACCGCUCAAGAUACCGGCCAAUUGGACACGAGUUCUUCGGUUGCACCCAAGUGCGCGCAUAAACCCGGCGCUGAUUUUACAGGCGGCGGAAUCGGGGAACCUAGACGAAUUUAUUCGCCUGUAUGAAAGCGAUAACGGGCGCCUGUCGGUGAAGGAUAGCAAAGGACGAACGGCGGCACACCAAGCCGCGGCUAGGAACCGCAUCAAUAUUCUCACCUUCAUCCACGAGCAAGGUGGAGAUCUGAACGCCCAGGAUUCGCUGGGGAACACACCGUUGCAUCUGGCAGUCGAGAAUGAUUCGUUAGAUGCACUGGAGUUUUUGCUGAAGAUACCUGUCGCAACGAACAUUCUGAAUGACAAGAAACUGGCGCCGGUACAUCUGGCUACCGAGCUGAACAAAGUCAAAGGACUACAAGUGAUGGGAAAAUAUCGUGAAACCAUCGAUAUACAGCAAGGAGGCGAACACGGUCGAACCGCACUACAUCUGGCUGCCAUCUACGACCACGAGGAGUGUGCCAGAAUUUUGAUUUCGGAAUUUGGUGCGUGUCCUCGGCGGCCCUGCAACAACGGUUACUAUCCCAUACAUGAGGCGGCCAAGAAUGCCAGCUCCAAAACGAUGGAAGUGUUUUUCCAGUGGGGUGAGUCCAAAGGGUGCACACGCGAGGAAAUGAUUUCCUUCUACGAUUCGGAGGGAAACGUUCCCCUCCACUCAGCUGUUCAUGGUGGAGAUAUUAAAGCGGUCGAGCUUUGUCUAAAGUCGGGAGCAAAAAUAUCCACCCAGCAGCAUGACCUUUCAACGCCGGUUCAUUUGGCAGCGGCCCAGGGAGCAAUCGAAAUCGUCAAACUGAUGUUUCUGAUGCAACCUCAGGAAAAGCGUAUCAGUUUGAAUUGCACCGACAUUCAGAAGAUGACUCCAUUACAUUGUGCUGCCAUGUUUGAUCACCCGGAAAUCGUAGAAUACCUCGUACAAGAGGGAGCCGACAUAAACGCACUGGACAAGGAAAAUCGUUCUCCGUUGCUACUUUCUGCGUCACGUGGUGGGUGGCGAACAGUCAUGGUUUUGAUCCGUCUCGGAGCCAACAUAAGCUUGAAGGACGUAAAUUCUCGGAAUGUGCUGCAUUUGGUCAUCAUGAACGGAGGACGGUUGGAUGAAUUCGCAAAAGAGGUCAGUUGCACCCAAUCGGAAACAUACCUUUUACUGCUGCUGAAUGAAAAGGAUGAAACCGGGUGCUCUCCUCUACACUAUGCCAGUCGAGAAGGUCAUAUACGGUCACUCGAAAAUUUGAUACGCCUUGGAGCAUGUAUUAAUUUAAAAAAUAACAAUAACGAAAGCCCCCUCCACUUUGCUGCCCGCUAUGGACGGUACAAUACAGUUCGCCAACUGCUAGAUUCGGAAAAGGGUACGUUUAUCAUCAACGAAAGCGACGGGGAAGGCCUCACCCCACUUCACAUUGCAUCGAAGGAAGGGCACACGAGAGUGGUGCAGCUUUUGCUCAAUCGGGGAGCACUACUCCACAGGGACCAUAAUGGGCGUAAUCCUCUGCAUCUGGCGGCUAUGUCGGGAUAUACGCAAACCAUUGAGCUGCUGCAUUCGGUGCAUUCGCAUCUGCUGGAUCAAGUGGACAAAGAUGGGAAUACGGCCCUCCAUUUGGCAACGAUGGAAAACAAACCAAAUGCUGUGGUUCUUUUGCUGAGCCUGGGGUGCAAGCUUUUGCACAAUUAUAUGGACAUGAGUGCUAUAGACUAUGCCAUCUACUACAAAUAUCCGGAAGCUGCACUGGCCAUGGCAACCCACGAGGAACGGUCAGCGGAAGUAAUGGCUCUGAAGUCGGACAAACAUCCCUGUGUGACGUUGGCGUUGAUAGCAUCGAUGCCGAGAGUGUUUGAGGCUGUCCAAGAUAAUUGCAUUUCGAAAGCGAACUGCAAAAAGGACUCCAAAAGCUUUUACAUAAAGUAUAGCUUUAGCUGCCUUCAAUGCCCGACCAUGUACGCGCAAAUGGAUUCACGAACCGGAGAAGCUGUCCAGAUUUUCAAACCAAUUCCUUUGCCGGCACUGAACGCAAUGGUAUCUCACGGCCGCGUAGAACUUCUCGCUCACCCGCUGAGCCAAAAAUACUUGCAAAUGAAAUGGAACUCCUACGGAAAGUAUUUCCACCUGGCGAAUCUUCUGUUCUACAGUGUAUUCCUGCUGUUCGUUACAGUUUUUACAUCACAGCUCAUGACAAACACACCGGUGCCACCGCCCUCAAACAUCAACGGUACCACAACUCCUGCCAGUAUCCCCGAAGGAGAGCAGGACCUGCUACAACCGGUGGCAAUGGCUGCACGUUCUGCACCCAGACCGACUAUGCAAUAUCAGAACCAAACGCUAUUGGACGAAGAACACAUGCCCAUCACAACGGCAACAUUGGUCUCGGGAAUAAUCAUCAUCCUUUACAUAUUCUGCAAUGCUCUGCGGGAAAUUCUCCAGGUUUACCAGCAGAAGUGGCACUAUCUGAUUGAGCCCAUCAACUUGGUGUCAUGGAUUCUGUACUUGUCAGCGCUGAUUAUGGUGUGGCCCAUGUUCAACGAUGGUCGAUGUUUCAGUGGUAACUUUUCGGCGGCAUCGGUUACGGUGUUCCUGUCGUGGUUCAAUUUGCUGCUAUUUUUGCAACGAUUCGAUCAGGUUGGAAUAUAUGUGGUAAUGUUUCUGGAGAUUCUUCAGACACUUAUUAAAGUGCUGACUGUGUUUUCAAUUCUGAUCAUUGCUUUCGGCUUAGCAUUUUACAUCUUGUUAUCAAAGGUCUCAAGGAUGAUUGACACACAAGUAAACCACUUAUCGUUUUCGUCCAUACCGAUGUCGUUGCUUAGGACGUUUUCCAUGAUGCUCGGCGAGAUGGAUAUUCUUGGAACAUACGUGCAGCCAUACUACCAGAACCAUCUCCUGUAUCCGAUACCAUCGUUUGCCAUUCUCUGUCUCUUCAUGAUACUGAUGCCAAUCCUGUUAAUGAAUCUGCUUAUCGGUUUGGCGGUCGGUGAUAUCGAAUCGGUUCGACGGAAUGCUCAAUUAAAGCGAUUAGCCAUGCAAGUGGUUUUGCACACUGAACUGGAGCGCAAAUUACCGCAAAUGUGGCUGGAAAUGGUGGACAAAAUGGAACUGAUUGAAUAUCCUAACGAGAAAAAAUGUAAGCUGGGAUUCCUGGACUCGGUGCUGCGUAAAUGGUUCUGUAACCCUUUCACCGAUGAUUACAAAGGAGGUAUUGAUUUCGUACUGGACAACAAUGAGGAUUAUGUCGUUACAGAAUUGGAAAAACAAAAACGAAAACUACGAGAAAUCAGCUCUGCUUUAGACAACCAACAUCAACUGCUUCGUUUGAUCGUUCAGAAAAUGGAAAUCAAAACGGAAGCAGAUGACGUGGACGAAGGUGUUGCCACCAGCGAUGUCAAAGGUGUCGGUGCCCUGCGGGGACCUAAUGGAACUACAUCGCGUUGGUCUUCGCCGAGAAUUCGCAAAAAGCUUCGCGCCGCCAUGAGUUUUAACAAGUCGAUUAGCAAGUAGGUAAACGAAAUCAGCAGGACAACGAAUUUUGCACCCAAUCUGUAAAACCAUGAGAGUCAGCGGAUUUGAUGUUGUAAAAGCAGCAAGCAGUUAAAUUUAAGAUAACACACUAGGAUUAAUGACCAUUUGGAAUUAUCAUUUGCAUCAAUUUAAUAAAGAUGGCUCCCAUGGCUGUUGGGUAUGUUGGAAAUUCAGGGAAACUAUUUUGCUGA
Aedes aegypti (yellow fever mosquito) is the source of this 4494-nucleotide messenger RNA. It is a transcript of the gene TrpA1, whose product is annotated as transient receptor potential cation channel subfamily A member 1. Gene Ontology annotation, cellular component: membrane. Bases 659 to 4282 code for a protein of 1207 amino acids. Gene Ontology annotation, molecular function: monoatomic ion channel activity; protein binding. The transcript has 16 exons. Lineage: Eukaryota; Metazoa; Arthropoda; Insecta; Diptera; Culicidae. The record is from RefSeq and is a predicted model, not a curated record. Gene Ontology annotation, biological process: transmembrane transport; monoatomic ion transport.